UUUUUAAGUCAAUGGAUGGAUGAUCCUUUCAUUUGGUCAUUCACAAGCUGCUUGUUUAUACAAUCCAUCAAGGCAGAUUACAUGUUCACAACACCUCAUCCAUGGCACUUGUGAGAGCAGCCGAUUCACAAACCUCCUCUGUUUCCAGUACUUCUCGAUAUUGUCGUUAUCACGUGUUCCUGAGUUUCAGAGGUCAAGACACUCGCAAGGCUUUCACUGACCACCUCUACACGGCCCUUGUCAACGCCGGAUUUCGCACUUUCCGAGACGACGAUGAAGUCGAGAGAGGAGAAGGUAUCAAGCCUGAACUGCAGAAAGCAAUCAAACACUCACGAACUUCUGUUAUUGUGUUCUCAAAAAACUACGCGUCGUCCAGAUGGUGCCUUGACGAGCUCGUCAUGAUCCUUGAACGCAAGAGGAUCUCAGCUGACCAUGUCGUUUUACCUGUCUUCUACGACGCGGAUCCAUCCGACUUGCGGAAGCAGACAGGAAGUCUUGCAAAGGCAUUUGCUAGACACCAAAAAACCCAACCGUCGAACAAAGUGAAGGAAUGGAGGAAGGCACUUAAAGAGGUUGCAGAUCUGGCAGGGAUGGUCUUACAAAAUCAAGCUGAUGGACACGAGUCAAAGUUUAUCAACAAGAUUGUUCAAGUGAUAGGAGGGAAACUAAGGCGUAGACCCCUAAGUGUUCCCCGCAUCAUGAUCGGAAGGCAUUCUCUAGAUCUAGUCAACAAACUGAAUUUGUGGUUACAAGAUGGAUCAGAUGAUGUUGGCAUACUUGUAAUUUAUGGCAUGAGUGGAAUAGGGAAGACAACCAUUGCAAAGUCUGUUUAUAAUUCAAACUUUGGAAGGUUUGAAGGAAGCAGCUUCCUUGAAAACAUAAAAGAAGUUUCCCAGCAACCCAAUGGCUUGGUUCAAUUACAAACACAGCUUCUUUCUGAUAUUUUGAAUAGGAGAAAAAUGAAAAUAAGCAGUGUUAGUGAAGGAUUAACUGAGAUUGAAGAUGCAAUAAGCUCUAAGAAGGUUCUCCUUGUUCUCGACGAUGUGGAUCAUAUGGAUCAAUUAGAUGCAGUAUUUCGGAUGAAAGAUCAGUUUUAUCCAGGAAGUAAAAUCAUAAUAACAACUAGGCAUGCAAGAUUGUUAAGGGCUCAUCAAGUUACUAAGAUGCACAAAGUUGAAACUUUGGAUGACAAGGAAUCAUUGGAGCUUUUUAGUUGGCACGCUUUUGGUCAGGACCAUCCCAUUGAAGGUUACGUAGAAUAUUCACAAAAAAUAGUGGAUCAUUGCGGAGGACUUCCAUUAGCUCUUAAAGUUUUAGGUUCUUCUAUGUACUUGGGGGAUAGUAUAGAUGUAUGGAAAAGUGCAUUGGAGAAGUUAGAAGCUAUUCCAAAUCGUGAAAUAAUAAAUAAACUAAGAUUAAGCUAUGACUCUUUGCAAGAUGACCAUGACCGAAAAUUAUUCCUCCACAUUGCUUGUUUCUUUAUCGGAAGGGACAAAGAUUACAUUGUUAAAAUACUAGAUGGAUGUGAUUUCUAUACAAUUGUUGGCAUUCAAAAUCUCAUCGAUAGAUGUUUGGUGACUAUUGAUGAAUUCGACAAGGUGCAUAUGCACGACCUGAUUCAUGGAAUGGGAAGAGAAAUUGUUUGCCAAGAAUCAAAUGAACCUUGGAAGCGUAGUAGAGUAUGGCAUCAUAAGGACUCUUUCAAAAUCUUGAUGGAAAAGAAUGUAAGAAAUAUGCGUUCUUUGUACACAUAUAUGUUUUUCUUCUUGUAAAUAUUUUCCAAAUGUUUUUCUCCUUUCAUUUGUAGGG
Messenger RNA from Prunus mume (Japanese apricot), 1809 nucleotides. The record is from RefSeq and is a predicted model, not a curated record. Lineage: Eukaryota; Viridiplantae; Streptophyta; Magnoliopsida; Rosales; Rosaceae.